AUGUCGAAGCGAGGACGCGGAGGAUCGGCAGGUAACAAGUUCAGGAUGUCUCUGGGUCUUCCAGUGGCUGCGACGGUGAAUUGCACUGACAACACCGGGGGUAGGCUCAACCGUCUCCCUUCUGAUUGCGUCGGUGACAUGGUUAUGGCCACCGUCAAGAAGGGGAUCUCAAUCAGAAAGAAGGUCAUGCCCGCAGUCAUUGUCCGCCAGCGCAAGCCAUGGGGCCGAAAGGACGGUGUCUACAUGUACUUUGAAGAUAAUGCUGGAGUGAUUGUUAAUCCCAAGGGAAAAAUGAAAGGUUCUGCAAUCAUUGGUCCCAUUGGAAAGGAUUGUGAUGAUCUUUGGCCUAGGAUUGCAAGUGCUGUCAAUGCGAUUGUUUAA
This is a messenger RNA of Oldenlandia corymbosa var. corymbosa, 381 nucleotides long. NCBI's taxonomy places the organism in Eukaryota, Viridiplantae, Streptophyta, Magnoliopsida, Gentianales, Rubiaceae. The record is from the annotation of a GenBank genome assembly.